UUGGCAAUGACAAAGAAAUUUCAGGAGAAGAGAAGAAACAUGAAGAAGGCAUGAAAAAAUUAUCAGAACCUUUUCGAGAACUGUCAGAAACUGUGAUACCCGAUAUAGAGAGUCAAACCUUGGAACAUAAAAUAAAAAAACUCCAAGAAUCAAUUCAACACAUAGACUCAUCCAGAGAAUUGACUAUUAAAGAAUUUUAUAAAGUUCUAAAAGAAAGAAAUGUUGCUCGAAAGAAAAUAGUUUGUUUAGAAAAUCAUGAAAGGUAUAUCGAGCCAAUUGAAGAAGAAAUUCAGGAAUUGAGUCUAUGCGCAAAAACCCCUGGAGAAGCCUCUUAUAAGGAAAGUUCAAAAAAUGAUCUGCGGGAUAGAUAUUCGACUUUUUUAUAUACACCUGAUGAACAUGAUAAUAGGGAACCUAAGAUGGGAUUGGGAGAAAAUUAUACUUCUUAUCAAUUAGACAAAAAUGUAUAUCGUCGUAAGCGUAUGGACAACGGUUUCUUAAAACAUACGGAGUUGGUUGGGAUAUAUCAUGAAGAUUAUGAAAGGGUAUUGGUGUUUGCAUCUAGUUUAAUUGGAGAAUCAAUUUACAGAUUGCAAGAAUCGAUAAGGAAAGUGGAACUUGAUCUAUACGAAUCGAUUGAGAGAGAAAAUCUGUAG
Messenger RNA from Acaulospora morrowiae, 656 nucleotides. The record is from the annotation of a GenBank genome assembly. NCBI's taxonomy places the organism in Eukaryota, Fungi, Glomeromycota, Glomeromycetes, Diversisporales, Acaulosporaceae.